UCAUGAGGAAUUUGAGGCGUGAAUGGUCAUUAACAUAUCUUUUGUUGCCAAGGGUGGGAGAGGUCUGAGGUGUGAAUUGGUCAUUACAAUGUAUGACAAGCUUGCUAGGAACAUCCUGUGUUCAGUGUUUUGUCCAUCUGAGUACCUUGAAAACGCUUUGCAUGCAUUUUUCAUGAUGAAAAAAGGCUCUGGACAGUAAAGGAAAAUGGAGGAGUUAAAAAAAGAAUUUCAAACGCAAACGCUUGUAAACACAAUUUGCCGCGUUUACAAGCGUUUUGCGUUUCAAAUGCUGAUAAAAUCUACUACUGAAUGCAAGUUUUCUGCAU
This is a messenger RNA of Staurois parvus, 326 nucleotides long. NCBI's taxonomy places the organism in Eukaryota, Metazoa, Chordata, Amphibia, Anura, Ranidae. The record is from the annotation of a GenBank genome assembly.